Molecule: messenger RNA, 1940 nt
Organism: Leptonychotes weddellii (Weddell seal)
Lineage: Eukaryota; Metazoa; Chordata; Mammalia; Carnivora; Phocidae
Source: RefSeq, a predicted model, not a curated record
CCCUUUUGUGUAAGUGCCUGGCAGGGAUGACCCGGCCCUUCCUGGGAGCACAGCUGCAGCGCAGCUCGCAGGAGGCUGCCCUCCCAGAUCCUCCCCUCAGGCUUUGUCAGAGGUAGGGGACAUGCACCCCGAGGGCCUCCGCUCGGCCUGACCCUGCUGCAGGGCCGCUCUGUCCCCAGUCCCAGUGGAGAUGGCUAGUUUAUUGAGGUCCUCUUUGCCCAGCUGCCUUCCCUCCCUCCUCCUCCUCCUCCAGCUGUCUUGCAGCUCUGCAGGACAGUUCAGAGUAAUAGGGCCAGGCCACCCCAUCCGGGCGCUGGUGGGGGAUGAAGCAGAGCUGCCGUGUCAUAUCUAUCCCGGGAAGAACGCCACAGGCAUGGAGGUGGGCUGGUACCGGCCGCCCUUCUCCAGGGUGGUCCAUCUGUACCGAAAUGGCAAGGACCAAGAUGCAGAGCAGGCACCCGAAUAUCGGGGGCGGACCGAGCUGCUGAAAGAAACCAUGGGCGAGGGGAAGGUGACCCUCAGGAUCCGGAAUGUGAGGUUCGCAGAUGAAGGAGGUUUCACCUGCUUCUUCCGGGAUCAUUCCUACCAGGAGGAGGCGGCAAUGGAACUGAGAGUGGAAGGUGAGUGUCUGCGGGGGAAGACCUCCCUCUGAGACUUUCAUCACUCCCUCCUCGAGAUGCGACCCGUACAGCCCAAACAUCCCACUCCCGUGUCUGGCUGUCCGGGUGGGGAGGAAGCUGGAUCAAAGCCAAUGCCAGGAGCAGGGAAAUGAUGGAAUCUGCACUGUUACCCAAACCCUGAUAGGUUGUCUUAGGGCUGUGCCCCACGGCUGGGGGGCACUGUGUGAGGGGCUGUUGGAUGUAGGGAACAAGCAUGGGACUUCAUGUUCCUGGAUGCAGGUGUACAUGCAGAGACACUGCAGUAAAAUAUGAAAGGAUCCCAUAAGACAGUUAAGUGACUGUGGUUCACUCUGGGGGAGGAGGGACAGGAGGGAGGAUGGAGUGUGAUCCAGCCAGAGGAGACACCAGAAUUAUAGGGCCAUGUGUAUGAGUUAAUAGAAAAGAGCUGAAAAUAAGUACAUUUGUGAGCACACAUAGAGAAAGCAUAAACAAAAAAAAUUUUUAAAUAAAAUAAAAACCAAAGUAAAAAAGCUGAGAAAUAGAAGCAGCACAACCCAAAAUAAUCCAUUUCUGAUUGUUUUUUGCCACUAGAAGGGGAUGUGAAUAACCUGAAGGUUAAUUCCAGUGUCAGUGUGGACUUUCUUCCUUCCAUGUUUGGCUUUGGAAUGUCCCCUGGUUUGUCAUAAACAAAGGCACGAUUCCUAAGGAAUGACCAAAAUGAUCAAAAUGACCAAAUCCCACUACAGUGGAUACCUCAGUGGAUGUAUUUGUGGUGUUUUAUUAGACAAGGAACAUCACUGAAAAAUGCAUUCCUGGCAAACGUGGUCCAAGUAAAUACACAAAUGGAGCAAAUGUGUGAAAGAAAGACGCCACCUUCCGAAUUCCCUCUUUUGGUGCCUUUUGUAUGAUGGGGAUUUUGGCAUUUGGUUUUUGGUCCUCUCACAGGCUGGUUAAGAUGUGCACAGGGUGGGAGAGGGAGACUUACAGUUCCCUGCAAUCGACUGAAGAACAGUGUCUCAAGGUCCGUUCCCUCCUCCGCACCUGCUCAUCAGACAAUCCAUCGCUUCUGUGUGUCGCGGCCAGAAGAUGGCAUUGUGUGCGCAAUAACAAAGCCCUGUUUCUGGAGGAGGGUGUCCGGGAUGUGAAAAUGGCUUUGUGUGCCGCAGACUAUGUGCACGCAGCUGGUCCUACUGGGGGGUUGUACCUGCAGGGACGUGUGAUCCUGAGGACCACCCAUGUGCAGCUUUUCCGCCUUCCUGUGCUGUGUCAGCCUCCCCCCAGCACAGCCCCCACCCCCAAAGACAAGAAGAAAGGGAGGGA